This is a messenger RNA of Colletotrichum higginsianum IMI 349063, 1104 nucleotides long. RefSeq names its product Protein kinase. The record is from RefSeq and is a predicted model, not a curated record. The transcript is spliced from 5 exons. Lineage: Eukaryota; Fungi; Ascomycota; Sordariomycetes; Glomerellales; Glomerellaceae. Gene Ontology annotation, biological process: regulation of mRNA processing; spliceosomal complex assembly; protein phosphorylation. Gene Ontology annotation, molecular function: protein kinase activity; ATP binding. The coding region runs from base 1 to 1104 and encodes 367 amino acids.
AUGGCAUCCCGAAAAUACUCCAGUUCGACGGCGACCAUGGCACUUCCGCCGCGGGCCUUCCCGUCCAGCGGCUUCAAGCUGAUCGACCCAUCCGAACGCGUCGAGGAGGAGCGGCUGCCCUUUUACAACCCCAAGGACUAUUACCCUAUGCGGAUCGGCAUGGUACUGGAAGACCGCUACCAGGUUGUUGCUAAGCUUGGGUACGGCACAACCUCCACCGUUUGGCUCUGUCAUGAUCUCAUUUGCGAAAUCCCCUCCCCUAGAGCGCGAAAGUACUGGGCGCUGAAGGUGCAUGUGGACACCUUGACACAAAAUCAAGAGCUGCAGGUUUACCGGCACCUGGCUGGUGUCACUGUCGAGCACUCAGGCCGAGACUUCAUCCGUCAACUCAACGAUUCCUUCGUGCUGGACGGUCCCCAUGGGAAACAUGAUGUUUUCGUCAUGGAACCCUUGGGUAUGAGCCUGAGGACGCUUCAGGAACAACAGCAGAACAGAGUCUUUUCCGAAACACUUGUCAUCAACGCCCUCGAUCAGGUGCUGCGCGGCCUGGACUACCUCCACGAUUCAAACGUGAUUCACACCGGUGGAGGAGGGAGAUGUUCGCAAGCCUUCAGCGAGGAAACAAGCCGGGGACAGCAUCAUCUACACAUCGGCAGCGUACACGAGGGGCCGGCCAUGCCACUGCAGUAUCGUGCACCGGAGGUCAUCCUCAACAUGCAAUGGGGCUCCCCGGUCGACGUCUGGAGUGUUGGACUCUUGGCAUGGGACCUUCUUGAGGGCGGCAGCUUGUUCAAUGUUCAAGAUGCAGCUCCGACGGCAUUGAACGACGCCCACCAUAUCGCGGCAAUGGUUGCUGUUCUCGGUCCGCCGCCGGCCGAAUUUCUUGCCAGGAGUGCGGAAACGGCCAAGUAUUGGAACAAGGAUGGCACCUGGAAGGGCCCUGUUCCCAUACCCGGUAAGAGGAGCUUGGAGUCUCUCGCUACUAAUCUGGCGGGGGAUGAAGGCGCUGCCUUUGUUGACUUCCUCGAAUCACUGCUCUGCUGGCUUCCCGAGGACCGGCUUACUCCCGGGCAGGCCUAUUUUUACCCUUGGUUGCGAGGCUGA